Chelonus insularis is the source of this 2661-nucleotide messenger RNA. Its product is annotated as ankyrin-1-like. Gene Ontology annotation, molecular function: protein binding. The record is from RefSeq and is a predicted model, not a curated record. Gene Ontology annotation, cellular component: ciliary inversin compartment. The transcript has a single exon. Lineage: Eukaryota; Metazoa; Arthropoda; Insecta; Hymenoptera; Braconidae. Gene Ontology annotation, biological process: protein localization to ciliary inversin compartment. Bases 1 to 2661 code for a protein of 886 amino acids.
AUGGCAACCAUUAUCCAUAUUGAUAAUUGUUCAAGCAUGUCUUUGCACUUAGCUUGCAAAAAUCAAAAUCUAGAACUUGUUAAAAUUUUGCUGGAAAAUGGUGAAAAUCCAAAUGCUAUCGACGAUGAAAUGUUCACUCCUCUUCAUCGAGCUUGCACAUCGAAAAGUGACGUGACUGUAACAAUAAUCGAACUACUAUUGAAACACAACGCAAAUAUUGAAGCGGCUGAGAAUGAAUGUCGUUGGACUCCACUUUUUACAGCUUGUCGCGAAGGAAAUGAUGUAGCAGUUAAAUGUCUUUUAGAAAAUCAUGCUAACCCUAAUACCAUGGAUUUGCUGGGUUAUACACCUCUUCAAUCGACAGCCUUUGUUAACCGGAAUGGCACAUGUAUAAGUUUAAUACAAUUAUUGUUACAAUAUCAUGCCAAUAUUGAAGCUAGAGGUUUGAUUAGCCGAACUCCACUUUUGUUGGCUUGUUACAAUUGUAAUUACAUAGCAGCUAAAUACUUAUUAGAUAAUCAUGCUGAUCCUUUUGCUGUUGAUAAUAAUCGUUCUACAUCUCUUCACUUAGUUUCCACGGCAAAUACCUUCAACAGUUCAACGAAAAAUAUGACUGUUCCGCUUAUAGAACUAUUACUACAACACCAUGCGAAUAUUGAAGCUGUGGACAAUAUGAAUAAGACUCCACUCAUGAUAGCGUGCACGAGUGCCAAUCACGAUGCCGUAAAAUGUCUCUUAGAUCAUCAUGCCAAUGUCGAAGCUGUCGAUGAACUAGGAACAACUCCACUUAUGUUGGCUUGUUGGGAAUGCAAUUAUGAUACAAUAAAAUGUCUAUUAGAUCAUCAUGCCAAUAUCGAAGCUGUAGAUGAACAAGGAACAACUCCACUUAUUGCAGCGAGUAGAAAUGGGAAUAAUAAUGCAAUAAAAUGUCUAUUGGAUCAUCAUGCUAAUAUCGAAGCUGUAGAUGAACAAGGAACAACUCCACUUAUUGCAGCUUGUAGAAAUAGAAAUAAUGAUGCAAUAAAAUGUCUAGUGGAUCAUCAUGCAAAUAUCGAAGCUGUAGAUCGAGAGGGUAAGACUCCACUCAUGAUAGCUUUCAAUGACGACAAUCACGUUGCAAUAAAAUAUCUUUUGGAACAUCGUGCAAAUAUUGAAACUGUAGAUUCAACAGUUUGGACUCCAUUUAUGGUAGCUUGUAAUAAUAAUCAUCAUAAUGCGAUUAAACCACUUCUAGAUUUUGAAGAAUAUCGAAAAUUCAAAAUUUUGCAUUACUACGUUUCUAACUGUUCAAGAACACCUUUGCACUUUGCAUGCAAAAAUAAUGAUCUAGAACUUGUUAAAAUUUUGCUGGAAAACGGCGAAAAUCCAAAUGCUAUCGACGAUGAAAUGUUCACUCCUCUUCAUCGAGCUUGCACAUCGAAAAGUGACGUGACUGUAACAAUAAUCGAACUACUAUUGAAACACAACGCAAAUAUUGAAGCGGCUGAAAAUGAAUGUGGUUGGACUCCACUUUUUAUAGCUUGCAUACAUAAUAAUGAUGUAGCAGUUAAAUGUCUUCUGGAAAAUCUCGCUAAGCCCAAUGCUAAUGAUCGGAUGGGUUAUACACCUCUUCACUGGAUUUGUUUCUGUAAUAGUGAUGACAUAGCUUUAAGUAUAGCACAAUUUCUGCUACAAAAUCAUGCAAAUAUUGAAGCUAGAAGUUAUAACGGUCGAACUCCGUUUUUGAUGGCUUGUUAUAAUUCUAAUUACGUAACAGCUAAAUUCUUCUUGGAUAAUCAUGCUAAUAUUUUUGCUAUUGAUAAUGAUGGUUUUACAUCUCUCCACUUUGUUUGCGAUAGAAAGAAUGAUAUGACUGUUACGCUUAUAGAACUACUGAUACAACAUUAUGCAAAUAUCGAAGCUGUGAACAAAAAAGGUUGGACUCCACUCAUGGUAGCUUCUAAUCGUGGCAAUUGCGAUGCAAUUCGAUGUCUUUUCAAUCAUUAUGCCAACGUAAAUCAUUCUGAUAAAAAUAAUUCAACUGCUCUUCACAUUGCUGUUGAACGGCAAUCUGUGAAAACGACUGAAUGUCUUAUAGAAUGUAAUGCUGACAUUAAUCUUCUCGAUAAAGAAAAUCAAACGCCGUUCGAGAAAGCCGUAAAGAUGUGGUCUCUUGAUGAGAGCUGUUCUCGGUAUAUAAGAGACAUUUUAAAAUUUGAAGUAGUUAAAUUGAAAGUCGCUGGAUUGAAAAUACAUGAUCAUAAUUUGAAUAUACUACAUCAGCAUGAGGAGGAUAUUUGUUUAACCAAACCAAGUUUGACAGCUGAGAUUGAACGGAUGAAAAAGAAAAAAAUUCUUAAUAAUGAAAUUACGUUAUAUAAUGUGUUGGAAAAAAAUAUCUCUUUUCUUUGUCAAUUUGUUACUGAUGAAGGAAUCCAGCAACAACUAAAUGAGAAAUACUUGAAUAAAGAUUUCCAAUUAUAUAUAAACAUUGUUCAAAAUCGAUUCCGAGAAACAAUAAUUCAAUACACACGAAAUGACUUGAUAAAUCAGGCCAUAGAGUAUUUUAGGUUUAAUAUUAAUCAACAAUUACCUAAUGAAAUUCUGGACUGCAUAUUUGCUUCUUUAAGUAUUAGUGAGUUAAAAUGCUUUGGCAAGUCAUUUCAGGAUGCUCUUGGAUGA